AUGUCAUUGACAAGAACUGUCAAAGAGGCUUGUCCAGCCUCAGAGCGUAUUUUUUGGUUGCAAUUAUCCGGAUUGCAAUUUCGUCUUUCGCUUUAUAUUAGUCCAAAAAUUGGUCCAAAAGAAUGGGUUCAAGAUAAAGCUUCUUCUCUAAGACGAAAAUACCUUCGUCAUAUCGAUCCUGAACUCCAUUUUUGUCGAUUAUAA
Messenger RNA from Dracunculus medinensis (Guinea worm), 204 nucleotides. NCBI's taxonomy places the organism in Eukaryota, Metazoa, Nematoda, Chromadorea, Rhabditida, Dracunculidae. The record is from the annotation of a GenBank genome assembly.